Molecule: messenger RNA, 975 nt
Organism: Corticium candelabrum
Lineage: Eukaryota; Metazoa; Porifera; Homoscleromorpha; Homosclerophorida; Plakinidae
Product: Parkinson disease protein 7-like
Exons: 5
Coding region: 63-680 (205 amino acids)
Biological process (GO): response to oxidative stress; glycolate biosynthetic process; glyoxal metabolic process
Cellular component (GO): nucleus; cytoplasm; mitochondrion
Molecular function (GO): oxidoreductase activity, acting on peroxide as acceptor
Source: RefSeq, a predicted model, not a curated record
GUGUUCCAGACCCUUAGCUUUAGUUCCCGGAUAAAUGCGCUCUUUUGAUCAGAGGUUGCAAUAUGUCGGUACGAAGAGCAUUGCUUAUACUAGCAGAAGGAGCUGAGGAAAUGGAAACAGUCAUAUCUGCUGACGUCAUGAGAAGAGGAGGAAUUGAAGUAACGGUGGCAGGACUGGACGGCUCGGAACCUGUUCUUUGCAGCAGAAACGUUCGUAUAGUACCGGACACUAGUCUGGAUGCCGCAAUGCACAAGGCACCAUUUGAUGCUGUUGUUCUACCGGGAGGUAAUGGAGGUGCUAAGAGGCUAUCCGAGUCAGCUACAGUCAAAGAAGUUCUCAAAACUCAUGAGAAAGAAGGCAAGGUCUUAGCAGCAGUUUGUGCAGGACCGACAGCUUUUUUGGCACACGACAUUGCUCCAGGCAAGAGAGUUACUUCUCAUCCAUCGGUGAAAGACAAAUUGUCAAGUAAUCUACAGCAUUGGUCACACACAAAGUGUUUCGAAUACGAAUCUGUUUUUGUAGCUGCUUAUGUGUAUUGUGAGGAGAGAGUUGUUUCAGACGGACACAUCAUAACUAGUCGUGGUCCUGGCACUUCGUUUGAGUUUGCUCUUGCUAUUGUGAGUGCUCUGUGUGGUGAGGAGACUGCAGCCAAGAUAUCUGUUCCCAUGAUACUCAAAUAAAUGAAAAGGCGUAUGUUGUGUGCCACUUUGUCUUGGUACAUACACGCGUAGUGCUAAAGGGUAUGUCUUGUAAAGUGGAUGGACAAUAUUGAAAGAAAUUAAACAAACAAGUGUGGUAGGAAUGCAUACUAAAAUCUAAAAAGUAGUGUAUCUAGUUUAACUGAAUUCUAGGACGGGAACUGUAAGUUCUAGAACGUUUUGACAUCUGACGAAACAAGGGGUUCAUUUGAUUUAAAACCGUAAUACAGACGUUGCAUUAGAAGUAAUUUGUAAUUGCGAAAUUACACUUCAAUGA